Messenger RNA from Esox lucius (northern pike), 1083 nucleotides. Its product is annotated as immunoglobulin lambda-1 light chain. The coding region runs from base 120 to 866 and encodes 248 amino acids. NCBI's taxonomy places the organism in Eukaryota, Metazoa, Chordata, Actinopteri, Esociformes, Esocidae. The transcript is spliced from 4 exons. The record is from RefSeq and is a predicted model, not a curated record.
CCUGGUCCUCCCUGCCUGUCUCCUUAUAGGUGGGUCCUUCAGUCUCUCCUCUCCUCACACUCCAACCUGCUCAUCUCUCAUCUGGACAGUAAGGGUUGUUCACAUCACACACUGACAACAUGCUGGGGACACUCUGCACUUUCAUCACUGCUCUAACUGGUGUUCAUGGUGCGAUUGUAUUGACCCAGAAGCCCUCUGUCCAGACCAAGACCACAGGACAGGAGGUCACUAUGGAGUGUAACAUUGGCAGAUAUGAUGGAAACUAUGUCCAUUGGUAUAAACAGGUUCCUGGUGGGGUUACUCAGUAUGUCCUGAGAUAUAGAUACGGUGUCAGUUCUCCCUCCUAUGGGACAGGAUUCUCCUCCAGUCGGUUCAACUCUAAAUCCACAUCAGAUUUAGAUUAUCAGUUGAUCAUUAAACAGGUGGAGUCAGGAGACUCAGCAGUGUAUUACUGUCAGACAUAUGAUGAUACUGAUAGUGAGUUCGUAUCACAAAUCACUGUGGUAUUCGGACAAGGAACCAAGCUCAUUGUCACUGAUGGAGAUCUUGGUACCCCUGCUGUGACCCUGUUCCCUCCAUCUACUGAAGACCUCAAGUCCAGUAAAACAACCCUGGUGUGUCUGACUAGUAACCUGUCUGAGAGGUCCAAGGGGUUAGUAGAUGUCAGCUGGACUUCUAACGGUCAAUCGGUGACAGAUGUUUCUACCAGCCCUGCUGAGCAACAACCAGACAAAACCUUCAAGAUCAGCAGCUAUCUGACCAUUAACACUGAAGAGUGGGACAAGGACGUCCUGUUCACAUGUAAAGUGUCAUUUGGGUCGAAAUUCUCUGAGAAAGAGAUCAGAAAGUCUAGUUGCAGUGUGUAAAGUUGUAGUUUCAGUAAAUGAGUGUAAAGGUAGUUUUGCUUUUUUAAAGUGGGUUUUAACAACAUGUCCGUAUUGAUGUAAACUUUACUUACACGUAUACAUUAACUUUUUCCAAAGAUGCUAGAAAAUACACACUGGGUGAGUAAACCAGUAAACUGUAUUCUUAUUCAUAGUUUCAUCAUUGCUGUAUUAUCUGGAUAUUAAAUAAAAGCAUUCC